AUGAAGGGUGGAAACUCAAACAUUAUAGCUACAGGUGUUGUUGUAGCAAUUUGGUUGAUGGGUUUGGGUUCAAUAAAUGCUCAAUUGAAUUCCACAUUCUACGCAAGCACCUGCCCAAAUGUGUCGAGCAUCGUUAGUGGGGUUAUCCAAACAGCUUUACAAUCCGAUGCUCGAAUUGGUGCUAGCCUCGUUCGGCUUCAUUUCCAUGAUUGCUUUGUUGAUGGUUGCGAUGGGUCAAUUCUGUUGGACAACAGUGCGAGCAUACAGAGUGAGAAAGAUGCAGCUCCAAACACAAACUCCACUAGGGGCUUCGAUGUAGUUGACAACAUAAAGACAGCCCUAGAGAACUCCUGCCCUGGUGUUGUGUCUUGUGCUGAUAUCCUUGCCAUAGCAGCUGAAGCUUCUGUUUCUUUGGCUGGGGGUCCUACUUGGAGUGUUCUAUUAGGGAGAAGGGAUGGCACCACUGCCAACCAAGCCGGAGCCAAUACCUCUAUUCCAUCUCCAUUUGAGAGCUUAAGCAAUCUCACGUCCAAGUUUUCAGCCGUUGGACUCAGCACCACUGAUCUAGUUGCACUAUCUGGUGCUCAUACAUUCGGGCGUGCUCAAUGCCGGACUUUCAGCAAUCGCCUAUACAAUUUCAGUGGCACAGGCAGCCCUGACUCAACACUAGACUCAUCUUACUUGGCUACUCUUCAACAAACAUGUCCUCAAAAUGGUAGUGGGAGUACAGUUACCAAUCUUGAUGUCUCAACUGGUGAUACCUUCGACAGUAACUAUUACUCCAACCUUCAAAACAACAAAGGUCUUCUCCAAUCUGAUCAAGAGUUGUUCUCCACAACUGGAGCUUCCACCAUCUCCAUUGUCAACACCUUCAGUAGCAAUCAGACUGCCUUCUUUGAAAACUUUGCUUCAUCCAUGAUAAAUAUGGGAAACAUUAGCCCAUUGACUGGGAGCAGUGGAGAAAUUAGGUCAAAUUGUAGGAAGGUUAAUGGAAGUUAAAACUUUUAAUUAGGA
Molecule: messenger RNA, 1014 nt
Organism: Telopea speciosissima
Lineage: Eukaryota; Viridiplantae; Streptophyta; Magnoliopsida; Proteales; Proteaceae
Product: peroxidase A2-like
Exons: 4
Coding region: 1-999 (332 amino acids)
Biological process (GO): hydrogen peroxide catabolic process; response to oxidative stress
Molecular function (GO): peroxidase activity; heme binding
Source: RefSeq, a predicted model, not a curated record